UCGAAAUAGAUUCUCUAGGUUUACUGUUAAGAGCCCAACGUAAGAUGUUAGGUUCAGUCAGAUAUGUUGCUGCACAGUCACCACCAUUUGCUUCAUCUCUUCAACAUUCCCAAAAUCCCCAACAUUCUACUCUUCCAAUUCCAAACAAGGUUUUUUAGCACUUCCUCUUCCAUAUUAGAUCUCUGCACCAAACCACAGCACCUUCAACAACUCCAUGCCAGGUUCUUCCUCCAUGGCCUUCACCAAAACUCAUCUCUUUCCUCCAAACUCAUCGAUUCCUACGCCAAGUUUGGACUCCUAAACUCAUCCCACAAACUCUUCCACUUCACUCAAAACCCAGAUUCAGUUCUCUACAGUGCAAUCUUAAGAAGCUUGUAUCAGUUUGGUGAACAUGACAAGACCCUCUUUUUGUACAAAGAGAUGGUUCAGAAAUCCAUGUGCCCAGAUGACGAAAGUUUCUAUUUUGUUUUGAGAUCGUGCUUUUCCGUGUCUCGUGAACAAGGGAAGAUGGUUCAUGGGCAGAUACUGAAACUGGGUAUGGAUGGUUUUGAUUUGGUGGGAAAAGCUUUGGUAGAGUUGUAUGACAUGGAUGGUUUUUUGAAUGUGCAGGAACCGUUUGAAGGAAAGUCUGUGGUGGAAUUGAAUUAUUGGAAUAACUUGAUUUCUGAGGCAUGUGAAAGUGGUAGAAUGGAGGAAAGCUUUCAUCUCUUUUGUAGGAUGAGAAAAGAGAAUGUCCAACCUGAUUCAAUUACUGUGAUUAACUUGUUAAGGUCGAGUGUUGAAUUGAACUCAUUGAAGAUGGGGCAAGCCCUCCACUCUCUUGUCAUUGUGAGCAACUUGUGUGAAGAACUAACUAUGAAUACUGCACUGCUGUCAAUGUAUAUAAAGUUGGGUAGUCUAAAAGAUGCAAGAAUGCUGUUUGAUAAAAUGCCUGAGAAGGACCUUGUAGUCUGGAACAUAAUGGUUUCAGCAUAUGCGGGGAAUGGGUUCCCCAAGAAAUCCUUAGAACUUGUAUAUUGUAUGGUUAGGUCGGGUUUUAGACCUGACUUGUUCACGGCAAUCCCUGCUAUUUCAUCGAUCACACGAUUAAAGCAUAAGGAAUGGGGAAAGCAAAUGCAUGCUCAUGUGAUAAGAAAUGGUUCAGAUUAUCAGGUAUCCAUUCACAAUUCUCUUAUUGACAUGUACUCUACAUGCAAUGACUUGAAUUUGGCUCAGAAGAUUUUUGGGUUGAUAACGGACAAGACUGUGGUUACAUGGAGUGCAAUGAUCAAAGGGUAUGCAAUGCAUGACCAGCCUCUUGAGGCUCUGUCUCUAUUCUUGAAAAUAAAGUUGAGUGGUACUAAAAUUGACUUCAUCAUAGUCAUUAACAUCUUGCCAGCCUUUGCAAAGAUAGGAGCAUUGCAUUAUGUAAGUUACUUACAUGGUUACUCAUUGAAGACCAGCCUUGACUCACUCAAAUCCCUUAAGACAUCAUUUCUUAGUAGCUAUGCCAAGUGCGGUUGCAUAGACAUGGCCAGAAAGCUUUUUGAUGAAGAGAAAAAUAUGCAUAGAGAUAUAAUUGCGUGGAACUCUAUGAUCAGUGCACAUUCUAAACAUGGAGAGUGGUUUAGAUGUUUUCAAUUGUACAACCAAAUGAAACUAUCAAACAUUAUACCUGACCAAGUAACAUUUCUGGGGCUGCUCACAGCUUGUGUUAACUCUGGCCUUGUUGAUGAAGGCAAGGAGAUUUUCAAGGAAAUGGUGGAAAUAUAUGGUUACCAACCUAGCCAGGAACACCAUGCUUGUAUGGUUGAUCUACUAGGACGCGCUGGACAAAUUGAUGAAGCCAAUGAAAUAAUAGAAACUAUUCCAUUGGAGUUAGAUGCCAGGGUUUAUGGUCCCUUGUUGAGUGCCUGUAAGAUGCACUCAGAGAGCCGUUUAGCAGAAGUUGCUGCUCACAAGCUUAUAAAUAUGGAACCUAAAAAUGCUGGAAACUACGUGUUGCUCUCCAAUAUAUAUGCUGCAGCAGGAAAGUGGGACAAAGUUGCUAAACUGAGGAGUUUUCUUAGAGAUAGAGGACUAAAGAAAACACCAGGUUGUAGCUGGCUUGAAUUAAAUGGACAGGUACACGAGUUUCGUGUUGCAGAUCAUUCUCAUCCAAGAUGGGAGGAUAUAUAUUCAAUAUUAAAAGCACUGGAGUUGGAAGCAGGGGAUAUGGAGGAUGAUCUUGAACUCUUUGACCCUCCUAUGAGUAUCACUGUGAUGUGAAUUGCACAUGAAUAAAUUCAACCACCUUUAAGACCUGACACUUUUUUUUUUUUUUUUUUUUUUUUAUGAAUUUAAGACCUGACACUUGAUAAGCUAAUAAAUUCACUUGACGCUGUAAUUGACAUGUAAAAAUAAUGGAGGAUACAUGUAACAAAAAGGUCAUAGCUCUUGUCACAUUUUUGGCUUUGGUUUAUGGUGUCGUUGGGUUUUUUUUUUUUUUUUUUUUGUG
This is a messenger RNA of Cajanus cajan (pigeon pea), 2476 nucleotides long. Its product is annotated as pentatricopeptide repeat-containing protein At1g11290, chloroplastic. The record is from RefSeq and is a predicted model, not a curated record. Gene Ontology annotation, biological process: RNA modification. Lineage: Eukaryota; Viridiplantae; Streptophyta; Magnoliopsida; Fabales; Fabaceae. Gene Ontology annotation, molecular function: RNA binding; protein binding.